Molecule: messenger RNA, 1650 nt
Organism: Schizosaccharomyces japonicus yFS275
Lineage: Eukaryota; Fungi; Ascomycota; Schizosaccharomycetes; Schizosaccharomycetales; Schizosaccharomycetaceae
Product: invertase
Exons: 2
Coding region: 1-1650 (549 amino acids)
Biological process (GO): inulin catabolic process; raffinose catabolic process; fructan catabolic process
Cellular component (GO): cytoplasm; extracellular region
Molecular function (GO): hydrolase activity, hydrolyzing O-glycosyl compounds; sucrose alpha-glucosidase activity; inulinase activity
Source: RefSeq, a predicted model, not a curated record
AUGCUUGCCAAGACUUUCUUCGGUUCUGUUGUUUCUGCUAUUGCCAGCGGCCUCUACUUGAUGGGUAGCACUGCUUCUGCUGCUCCCUUGAGCAAGCCCACUGUGGCUCGCCGUGACGUUAACGCUACCAACUUCCCCAACAUCAGCACUGGCUCUGUUGUUCUCGGUAGCGACAACACCUAUGUCAACAGCUCGAUCUACGACUCGUCUCUUCGUCCUCAAUUGCACUUCUCCCCCGCUACCGGUUUCAUGAACGACCCCAACGGUCUUGUUUAUGCUAACGGCAAGUGGCACUUGUUCUACCAAUACAACCCUGCUGAGCUUGCUGCUGGUAACCAACACUGGGGUCACGCCACCUUGUCUAACGGUACCACUAUUCUCAUGUUCAGUGGUAGCGCUGUCGUUGACAGAAACAACACUUCUGGUUUCUUCAACAACACCUCCAACGCUGAGGAGAACAUUGUUCUCAUGUUCACUGAGCACACUGACUACGUUGAGCAACAAUCUCUUGCUUACACCACUGAUGGUGGCAAGACCUUCACCAAGUACUCUGGUAACCCCGUCAUUGACAUUGGUUCCACCCAAUUCCGUGACCCCAAGGUCUUCUGGCACCCUGAGACCGAGAAGUGGAUCAUGGUCGCUGCCCACUCUCAAGACUACCAAAUCGGUAUCUUUGGUUCCAAGGAUCUCAAGUCUUGGGAUGAGCUCUCCCGUGUCACCCGUGUUGGCUACCUUGGUUACCAAUACGAGUGCCCUGGUCUUGCUCAAGUCCCCGUUGAGGGAUCUGAUGAGAAGCGCUGGGUUCUCACCUACUCCAUCAACCCCGGUUCUCCCCUUGGUGGUUCCAUCAUGGAGUACUUCGUUGGUGACUUCAACGGUACUCACUUCGUUGCUGAUGACGCUGCUACUCGCUUCGUCGACACUGGUAAGGACUUCUACGCCGGUCAAAUGUUUGACAACACUGGUGAUGAGGUUAUUGGUAUCACCUGGGCUUCCAACUGGGAGUACACCAACGAUGUUCCCGCUGAUCACUUCCGCAGUGCUAUGACUGUUCCUCGUCGCUACAAGCUUCGCAGCGUCCCCGUGAACCCCAUGUUCAACGACACUCUUCUUGUUCAAGAGUUCGUCAACACCUCCGCUGUCCAUGACAAGGAGCUCUUCAACUCUCCUAUCAACUACAGCAGCUCCAUGAACGGUGCCCCCAUCGCCGUCCCCACUGCUGGUGCCUUCGAGUUCACCGCCGAGGUCUUUGUUAACACCACUACUGGCUUGAAGAGCAACGACUGGGCUGUCAUUGAUUUCUACUCCAACGACACCUUCAAGUCUGAGAAGCUUUCUCUUGGUUUCCGCCCCAACGACGGUAUGCUCUACGUUCGUCGUGCUGACGCUCAAAAGAGCUGGUACAACCCCCUCUUCACUGGUUCUUCCAACUCUUUCAUCAGCAUCCCCUCUGCCAACUCUACCACCAAGUUCCACGGUAUUGUUGACCGCGGUGUCUUUGAGCUCCUCAUCAACGAUGGUCAACAAUCCAUCACCAACACCUACUUCCUUGAGAAGGGUAAUGUUAUUGGUUCCGUUGUUUUCUCUACUGCUCACGAGAACAUUACCUUCACUAGUGCCAGCGUUGACUCCUUCAAGUCUAUCUGGUAA